UGCUUGUAUAUUUUAAUCAGUCCUUAUCUAUCCAUGCCAAUUCAAUGAUGACCCAUUUCAAGUUUGAACAAACACGACAUUAUUACCAGUCAGCAUCUUGUCAGCAUUCAAUGCACUGAUAAAUCUCAAAAACACAACACAUUUCUUCAUUUCUUGUUUCACUUCCAAACGUCUCUUCUUCUUUUCAAACUCCCCUGUUUUCAUCUUCACAAUUAAACAGACACAGAACAUAAAAUAAAAUAAAACAAAACGAAAGAUCCAUUUUUGUCUUCCUUGAUCGUUGCAAAUAUGCUGAGCCGUUGGAUUUGCCAGAGAAGAGCUUUGAUCUACGGCCAGAGAUUGUUCCGUCUCUCUGUUUCUGAUACUUUCACUUCCGGGUGCUCCUCCUCUUUCCGUUCCUCAUUUUCACACUCUUUUCUGUACGAUAAAGCUUAUUCUCGCAUAGAUUUCAAUUUGAAGCAUGUUAAGGGAUAUUGUUUUUCUGCUCAACCUGUUUUGGACAUUCCUGUCGGGAACUUAGUUGAAGUCCCUUUGGCACAGACUGGUGAAGGUAUUGCAGAAUGUGAACUUCUCAAAUGGUAUGUUCAAGAGGGGGAUUAUGUUGAUGAUUUUCAACCACUCUGUGAAGUUCAAAGUGAUAAAGCUACUAUAGAAAUUACAAGUCGCUACAAAGGAAAAGUUUCUAAUAUUCUGCAUGGUCCCGGUGACAUUGUAAAGGUCGGAGCAACCCUAUUAAAGAUAUUGAUUGAUGAGCCUUCAUGUCCUUCAACGACUUUUGGUGACUCAGAAAAUGCGAAGUCACCUGAUUCUGAUCAGAUAUUUGUUAAUGAGUCUGCAUUCACUACAGUAAAUUUUGACGAUUCAGAAAAUGUAAAGAACCUAGAUUCUGAUAUUGGAAAGGGGAAACAAGCAGGAGUUCUAUCAACACCUGCUGUAAGGAGUCUAGCAAAGGAGCAUGGUAUAGAUAUAAAUGAAGUCUGUGGAACUGGAAAAGAUGGAAGGGUUUUAAAAGAAGACGUGCUCAAUUUUGCUGUCAAGAAAGGGAUCAGUAAAACUCCAUCUGCUUUUUUGCAUGCUGAUUUUGGAGAACAGCUUCAGGGAACAGAAGGAUACAGCUGUGAUGCGAAAAAUAAAUAUGAUAGGCCUUCUGUGGACAUAAUACUUCCCCUAAGGGGAUUCCAAAGAGCGAUGGUAAAAUCAAUGUCUUUGGCUGCAAAAGUCCCACAUUUUCAUUAUGUAGACGAGCUAAAUUGUGAUGCCCUAGUGGAGCUUAAAACGUCUUUUCAAAAGAAUAAUCCUUAUACAGAUGUCAAGCACACUUUCCUUCCAAUAUUAAUCAAAUCACUAUCAAUGGCACUCAUCAAGUACCCCUCUGUGAACAGUUGCUUCAAAGAAGAUGCAUUUGAAGUCAUCCUCAAAGGUUCACACAACAUUGGAAUUGCCAUGGCAACACCACAUGGUCUAGUUGUGCCGAAUAUAAAAAAUGUUCAGUCUCUUUCCAUAUUGGAGAUAACCAAAGAGCUAGCAAGGUUGCAACAAUUAGCUUCAGAUAACAAGUUAAGUUCUGAGGAUAUAUGUAGUGGGACAAUCACUUUGAGUAACAUUGGAGCAAUUGGUGGAAAGUUUGGUUCCCCACUUCUUAAUCUGCCCGAAGUCGCUAUUAUUGCCAUGGGACGAAUUCAGAAAGUUCCGCGGUUUACUGAUGAUGGAAAUGUGUAUCCUGCAUCACUCAUGACUGUUAAUAUUGGUGCAGAUCACAGAGUCUUGGACGGAGCAACAGUUGCAAGAUUUUGCAACGAGUGGAAGAAAUUAAUUGAAAAUCCAGAGUUACUCGUGUUGCAUUUGAAAUGAGAUUUGAUUAUAAAGGACACUUGUUGUAAUUGUAAUUUGGAUGGUUAAUCUUUAUAUUGACCAUGAUGAUAAAAAAAUAAAUUAAUUGUUAACCUAUCGAAA
Molecule: messenger RNA, 1953 nt
Organism: Medicago truncatula (barrel medic)
Lineage: Eukaryota; Viridiplantae; Streptophyta; Magnoliopsida; Fabales; Fabaceae
Product: lipoamide acyltransferase component of branched-chain alpha-keto acid dehydrogenase complex, mitochondrial
Exons: 8
Coding region: 289-1851 (520 amino acids)
Cellular component (GO): cytoplasm; mitochondrion
Molecular function (GO): lipoic acid binding; acetyltransferase activity
Source: RefSeq, a predicted model, not a curated record